Messenger RNA from Thunnus maccoyii (southern bluefin tuna), 5238 nucleotides. Its product is annotated as C-terminal-binding protein 2-like. The record is from RefSeq and is a predicted model, not a curated record. Lineage: Eukaryota; Metazoa; Chordata; Actinopteri; Scombriformes; Scombridae. Gene Ontology annotation, molecular function: oxidoreductase activity, acting on the CH-OH group of donors, NAD or NADP as acceptor; transcription corepressor activity; NAD binding. The transcript is spliced from 9 exons. The coding region runs from base 16 to 3603 and encodes 1195 amino acids.
UUUUCUUUUUUGCCAAUGCUUGUCACUAACAAACAGUUGAGUCUCGGACGCUCCCACAGUUGGGACACAUUAGGGGGGAAUGAGGGUCAGUGGGACAAGACUGAGAGUGUUUACGAGCAGCAGGCAAGAGUAGCGGGCCGGCGGAGCUCUCUGUCAUACGGAGAGGGAGGAGGGUGGUACGAGCCUCCACCAGGGGUGCGCCCCCCUGACCUGGAUUUGAAACGGGACCCGUAUUCUUACCAAGACUCUCUCUACGGACAGGUUUACGCAGAGCGACACGACCCACGAGGGCUUAGGAAGGGUUCUGUGCCAGAUCUUAACCACUACGAACGAGCAUCCAUGGCUCACAGAGGUUCCAUUCCACAUCAGGAUUAUUAUUCCCAUGACCCGGCCAUGACUCCUCGACCACCUGAGGGCUUUUACCGGCCAGACCACCAGCCUGCGCCGCCUCACCCUCAUCCACUCAGUAGGUCAAGCUCUCAUUUUGGGAUGGCACCUGGGGCUCGGGCUGCGUGGGAGCAAGGUCAAGGAGGGAGAGCAGGACCUCAAGCCCCUUCAUCACCUCUACCUCCUCCUCCCCCUCCUCCAACUGCUCAUGAGUUGAAUCGGGCUUAUAGGGAACCUGGUGUUGUAACUGCUGCCAAGAUGAUGCCAGAUGGCCAACAGCGCAUACCGUCCCGAGACCCAUCUCCUGCUCACUAUGGCAUGGAGCAUGCGUCUCCUCGGUAUGCCAGCGAGCCUCCACCUCUGACAGGUCAAGCAGUCUAUUCUGAUGUUAAUGGUCGCCCAUUGGAUCCGCAGCAACAGGCUGCUACCUGUCUAGUGGUAGAUCCUGCCAGUCAGGGUAUGAUUAUGAGGCAAGAGACAGCCUCACCCUACACCAUCCAACAACAGCAGCAAUUACAACAACAGCAACAAAUACAGCAACAACAAUUACAACAGCAACAAAUACAACAGCAACAAAUACAACAGCAACAACUCCAACAGCAACAAUUACAGCAACAGCAACUUCAGCAACAACAAAUACAGCAACAACAGUUACAACAACAACAACAACUCCAACAGCAGCAGCAACUUCAACAGGAGCAGUUGCAGCAGCAUCUGCAACAGCAGCAGUCCCUGCCGCCUCCAUCCACAAUGCCCGUCCCUGACCCAACUCUUGCUAUUGCGGGUCCACUUCCUCCUCCACCUGUCCCAGCGCAGACCUCAGCAGUUGCCCCUAUUGCACCUGCCCCUGUACAGGCAGCCCCAUCUCCGGCCCCUCCUCCCCCAGUCACUCCACUUCCUGCCCCUCUUCCUGCUGCCCCUCCUACUGCCCCACAGACGCCUUUACCCGUGGACCCCAAGAAGACGGUUGAUCCAGAGUUCCUUGCCCUGCUGCGAAAUGAUGGCCUCUCAGAGAGCACUAUCUCCUCACUUAUCCAGCAGGGGUUUGACUCCACUAGCAUGUUGGCUGUCAUGGAGGAGAAUGAUGUUCGCACGGUUGCUCCAAACCUUGGCCAGGCUCGUGUACUGUCUCGCUUGGUCCACAACUGCAAGCGGCCAGUUGAUUCUCUGCCACCCCCUUCCCAGCCUCAGACACCCAUGCGAGGCCGGUCUAAUAGCUUUAGCCAUCGCUCGGACAUCUACCACCACCAGCAGCACCACCAUCAACCGCACCCUCCACAGGCUUUGACUGUGGACCCCCAACUGAUGCCCCCACAGACCCCUGGGGCCAUGCAGACCAUUUCACCAAGGAUAGGAGAUGUAAUGGGUAGGAGGCCAAGCAGUGCCCCCUCUCAGCACCUCCUGGAAGCCUCUGGAGGCUACCCAGGCCAACCACCUCGCUCUCCAGGGCCAUAUGCAGGAGCCAUGAUGCCUGUUCAAUCAAGACCCAUGUCUGCUUACUCCUCUGGGAUGACAAUGCCGGGGAUACCCAUGCAGGGUAUGCAGAUGAUGCCACAUCAGAUGACCGGGUCAAUGCCUGUCAUACCCGGGUCUAUUCACUCCAUGCCAGGUAUGCCACAGCAGAUGCCUGUGUCCAUGCCAGCUUUACCGCAGCCACCACAGCAGGUACCGAAAGCAUACUCUACCAAUUACACAGUGCCCAUGGAGCUGAUGAAGAGGGACAGGAACUUACUGCCAUUAUCACCCAUGCACAGCCCUCAUCCCAGUCCUCAGCUGAUGCGUAAGGGUGGGGGACCUGCACCAGACAAUUCCCUUGUUCCUGUUGGAGCACCUGUUCAAGGCCAAGGUGCCCUAGUUGCUAACCAGAAGCUAAGUCGACGCACAGGUCCACCAGUCAUCGUGUCCACUAUGGCUUCUCCAGAUACAAGUAUUCGGCCCCAGAUUAUGAAUGGGCCUAUGCACCCGCGCCCCCUGGUGGCGCUGCUGGAUGGGCGCGACUGCACCGUGGAGAUGCCCAUCCUCAAAGAUCUGGCUACCGUGGCUUUCUGUGAUGCCCAGUCCACGCAGGAGAUACAUGAGAAGGUUCUGAAUGAGGCGGUAGGAGCCAUGAUGUACCACACCAUCACCCUGACCAGAGAGGACCUGGAGAAGUUCAAGGCGCUGCGCAUCAUCAUCCGCAUCGGCAGCGGCUACGACAACAUCGACAUAAAGGCUGCCGGGGAGCUCGGCAUCGCGGUGUGUAAUAUCCCCUCAGCGGCUGUAGAGGAAACGGCGGACUCAACACUUUGUCAUAUUCUCAACCUGUACCGGCGAAACACCUGGCUCUACCAGGCUCUCCGGGAGGGCACGCGGGUCCAGAGCGUGGAGCAGAUCCGGGAAGUGGCGUCAGGGGCGGCCAGGAUCCGAGGAGAGACGCUCGGUCUCAUCGGAUUUGGUCGCUCAGGCCAGGCGGUGGCGAUGCGGGCCAAGGCGUUCGGCUUCAACACGAUCUUCUACGACCCCUACCUCCAGGACGGCUUGGAGCGCUCGUUGGGCGUCCAGCGAGUCUAUACGCUCCAGGACCUGCUCUACCAGAGCGACUGCGUCUCCCUGCACUGCAACCUGAACGAACACAACCACCACCUCAUCAACGACUUCACCAUCAAACAGAUGCGUCAAGGUGCUUUCCUGGUCAACUCAGCACGGGGAGGACUUGUGGAUGAGAAAGCUUUGGCUCAGGCCCUGAAAGAAGGAAGGAUACGUGGAGCCGCUUUGGACGUGCACGAGUCUGAGCCUUUCAGUUUUUCCCAAGGUCCUCUGAAAGACGCCCCCAACUUGAUCUGCACACCCCACACCGCCUGGUACAGCGAGCAGGCGUCGCUGGAAAUGCGAGAGGCCGCCGCCACAGAAAUACGCAGAGCCAUCACCGGUCGUAUUCCCGACAGCCUCCGAAACUGUGUCAACAAAGAGUUCUUCGUCACCACGGCGCCCUGGGGAAUGAUGGAGCAGCAGCAGCCUCAAGUUCACCCUGAGAUCAAUGGUGCCGCCUACAGGUUCCCUCCUGGUGUGGUGGGCGUUGCCCCCGGCGGGAUUCCCGGGCCUAUGGAGGGGUUGGUGCCCGGGGGAGUGCCCAUCGCCCACACCCUGCCCCCUGGUACCCAUCCGUCACAGGCCACCUCCCCCAACCAACCCUCCAAACAUGGCGACCCCAUGAGAGAGCACAUGACCGAGCCAUAGGACUGCUGCUGUAGCCGAGCAGGGGGCUAAAAACCGACGUUAAAACUAUAAAAACCCAGCAACUCAACCAUCCGACUCUACGCUUGACUUCAGCCGUCUGAACCUACCAGCAGACUACCUGCCGGGUAACGUUUCACACUCUUUUCUUUUUGUGUGAAACCACUAAAGCCCGAGCGAGGACAGUGGAUGUUAAACACACACGAGCUGCCACGCAGAGAUGGGACUGACUGUCAAACUUAGGCGCAGAACAUCUGAUCCUCCCUCCAUAUCUGUUUUUGUUUCUUGUUGAUUUAAGUGAUACUUUUAUGUUUUAUUUUUGAGUAUAUUUUAGGGAGAUUCCUCCUGGCUUCUGGGACACGUUGACAUUACCACGUGCAGGAUGGAAAUAUGAUCCACCCUCCCUGAUUUAAAGGAAGCGCUUGAGAGGACAAUGACGUCAUUAAUGACCAAUCAAGCCUCCUUUUCCCUCCUCAACUUCACCCAUUUCAGCACAAACAUGUCUCGUGUUUUUUUUUUGUUUUGUUUUGUUUUGUUUUUUCUUUUUUUACUUCUUCUGUUUAUCUUAUAUUCUGUGUUUCUGUUGCAAGUGAAUGAUAUCUGUUUUUUUUUCUGUUCUUCAGUGUGUGAAAGUGAAUGGAUUUACAGUUAACACGUAUGUUUAGCAGACGGGAAAAAGUCAGCUGAUGACAACAGCAACAUCCGCCGUCUUGUUCGGAAAUCUGGACUCCAUCUUUGCUCAGCUCUCAAUCGUCGAGGCCGGUGGCCCCUGAAUGUAGAGGAAAGAUGUCAGGCGGUAAAUGCCAGCUCCUGGAAGAAUAUUUCGGCUUAUGAGGUAAAAAAAAAAAAAAAAAAAAAAAAGACCCUUUUAAACCAAAAAAAAGAGAAAAAAAAAGAAAAGAAAAAUGGAAAAAAAGACUGCCAUUCAUAGUUAGAUAUUGUAAGUUGAGUGUUUGUCACCUCAAUUAAAUAUUGCUGUUUUUCCAACUCUACUGAACUGAGGUACCUGAAAUAUUUGGUUAUUGUUAUGAACAGUGUCCCAAAUAUUAUCUGUUUGCAUCCAAAGGACCUACAGUACAUUGCAGCACCAGCUAGCGAGGACGGAGAGUGUUUGGAAAAACAAAAACAGGAAAUCUGUCACUGACUCAGGAAAAAAAAAAAAAAAAAAUUGAUUAACCAUCAUAUUUGUCCAAAUCUGAACAGAAAAGAGAAAAAAAAAACAACAAGUCUGGAUUAUUGCUUUUCACGUCUCCACCUAUUUCUCCAUUGUGGUAAUUUUUUUUUUUUUUUUUUUUUUUUUUUUUUUUUUUUUUUUUAUAUAUCAAAUGUUCGUUUUUUGAUGUUCAAGGUUUUCAGUCCUGUUAGAUUUGUAUUGCCUUGUUAAAUGUUCUUAUAAUCAUAGUCUUAUGUGACGGACCCGCCCUCUCCUCCUUUUAGUUUCUUCUUUGUUUUUCUGCUCUAAAUGAAAGCCAGCUGCGGCUCUCUGAGGCAUCGUCCAUCCCUUUAGCCCUGUGACGUUAGCAAGAGAAGGCUGUUUGGUUUUUAGUGUGAGUGUUUGUAUUUGUUUCUUGUACAAGGUGAACAUAUAGCAUACAGUGCAGCUGGAAACAAUAAAUAAAACAUACUGUUCUGAUUGAU